Megalobrama amblycephala (Wuchang bream) is the source of this 3577-nucleotide messenger RNA. It is a transcript of the gene fzd8b, whose product is annotated as frizzled class receptor 8b. Gene Ontology annotation, molecular function: Wnt receptor activity; Wnt-protein binding. The transcript has a single exon. Gene Ontology annotation, cellular component: plasma membrane. Lineage: Eukaryota; Metazoa; Chordata; Actinopteri; Cypriniformes; Xenocyprididae. The coding region runs from base 1450 to 3174 and encodes 574 amino acids. The record is from RefSeq and is a predicted model, not a curated record. Gene Ontology annotation, biological process: canonical Wnt signaling pathway; non-canonical Wnt signaling pathway.
UGAAUGAACGAGGAGUCUCACUGUAUCCGCAGUCUGUCACACGCAGGAAACCAGGGCAUCCGAGUAUUCAUCACCCAGCUUGUCCCGGGCUGUAUGUUAAUGGCCCCCCGCUGCGCGCACCCCGCUGAGGCACUAAGCGGAACAUCAGCGACGCAAUUAGGGCGAACAAGAAGCUCGCAGCGCGCGACAGCCCUCUCUCCCCCCGCGCGCGCUGUCAGCAAGAGCGCAUUCAACUUCUGGAGCUGGAGGAGUUGCGCGUGUCUGCAUGCGUUCGGUGGCCCCAACAAGUUUUUGGACGCUUGAGUCGCACUUCAUGUGACAUAUGCAAGUGACAAGAUUUCACUGCAAGUGCUGCUAGAGAUUUUUUUCAGAACUAACCUUUUUUUCAAUGACCAUUGACUAUUGAUAUAAAUUAUUUAUAAUGGAUAGCCUAUUAAGUCCUCAACGUCAAGUUGUAACAUAUUUCAACAAUUAGCUUACUUGGAUUGAUAUCUUUAACAUGAUCAUAAUAUUAUAUUUAUUUUAAGGGCAAUCUUUCCUCACAUAUAACUCAGCAUUGGUCAACACAGCCUACAUUUUCAGUGAAUUAAUUAAAACUACCAAACUGAUUUUUAUUAUUGCCUAUACUGAUUUUUUUUUUUUUUUUCCCAACAGUCUCUCAACAAUCGGGCUAUUGUUUUUAAAUGAAAACUUUUCCAAAAAUUGCUUAAAAAUGGGAAAUGUGGAGGGUUGGUAUUUUGUUUUCAAAUCCAAUGGCAAUGAAUAAUUUAAAGCGUGGCAUAAGUGUCCAAAUACAUUUUGGGGGAUGCUUUAAAUAGCGAAUUAACAGCAGGAAUUGGGUAAUUGUUAUUGUACUGGCACGAAAACUACAUUUUUUUAUUGUUCAGUAAGCCUCGUGCGUACAGCUCUUGCUUUUCAGUCUCCUUUUAAAUCUUAUUAAUGUAGACUAAAUGUGAACUCAUCUAUGCAAUAAUUAGAUUAUUACAUUUUCCAGAGGAUACACAUUCUGGAGAGAUUAGGAACAACCUAAACAUGCCAGGAGACUUGUUUACAACCACAAACUCCGUGUUUGGACAUAGGGUGGGUUGUAAACAUAGGCAAAAUAAUUUAAGACAUACAAACCGUCAGCAGCGCAAACAUUUACUCAAAACUCUCAGGGGAUGCUUGAUUAAAUUACGUUAAGGUCCCGCCCCUCGAUUUCUAUGAUUGGGCGCUGAGAUAAGUAGGCGUGCAUCGGCUGUCCUCUGUAUAAAUAGACACGCGCUCCACUAUUUGACAGUCAAAACAAAUGAGACGCUGUAGCCUACUGAAUUGACACCAAGUAGACACAGCAGGUUUUUCUUUAGUGUUAAGCUAUUUUUAUUUUUAGAAUUAAGUAACCACACUACUAUUGCGCAUAUGCAAGCGCAUCCUUGAAGACGGAGAGCGGGUGCGUGCAAGUGACCGAGGAUGGACUCGCCUAUGCAGGGGUCCUACUGGCUUCCUCUCGCGCUCUGUGCCCUGUUAUUGUGGAGCUCCGUGUGUGCUCGUGAGCCGGACUGUCAGGAGAUUUCGGUGCCACUGUGUAGAGGGAUCGGCUAUAACUACACAUACAUGCCCAACCAAUUCAACCACGACACCCAGGACGAAGCAGGACUUGAGGUGCACCAGUUCUGGCCGCUCGUGGAGAUCCAGUGUUCCCCCGACCUGCGCUUCUUUCUUUGCAGUCUGUACACGCCCAUUUGCCUUGAGGACUAUAAGAAGCCUUUGCCGCCGUGCAGGAGUGUGUGCGAACGGGCGAAAGCGGGAUGCGCGCCGCUGAUGAGGCAAUACGGUUUCCCGUGGCCGGACCGAAUGAGGUGCGAUCUUCUACCCGUGCAGGGGGAUUCAAACACUCUGUGUAUGGACUACAACCGAACUGACGCUACAGCAUCACCGGCUGCUGCAAAACCAACUAGCCGCCAGGGGAAGCCAAACAACCGGAAAAAUAAAAGCAGUCAUGGAUCUUCUUCGUGCGAACCGGAGUGUCACUGUCGCGCGCCUAUGGUAACCGUGAAUGACCGUCAUCCCUUGUAUAACCGGGUCAAGACGGGGCAGAUCCCCAAUUGCGCCAUGCCAUGCCACAACCCCUAUCUUUCUCAGGAGGAAAGGACCUUUGCCACAUUUUGGAUAGGGUUUUGGUCGGUUUUGUGUUUCCUGUCAACGUUCGCAACAGUCGCUACUUUCCUCAUUGACAUUGAGAGGUUUAAAUACCCCGAGCGCCCUAUUAUUUUCCUGUCCGCCUGUUAUAUGUUCGUGUCCGUGGGAUACAUCAUCAGACUCAUCGCGGGACACGAAAGGGUCGCGUGCAACCAGAAUCAUGAGGUGGACCACAUCCACUAUGAAACUACGGGUCCCGCGCUUUGCACGGUUGUGUUUCUGCUGAUUUAUUUUUUUGGGAUGGCGAGCGCCAUCUGGUGGGUGAUUCUGACGAUUACGUGGUUCCUCGCGGCAGGAAUGAAGUGGGGAAAUGAAGCAAUCGCGCGAUACUCGCAGUAUUUUCACCUGGCCGCUUGGCUCAUUCCGAGCGUGAAAUCUAUCGCCGUGCUCGCGCUGAGUUCGGUGGACGGAGACUCGGUUGCGGGGAUCUGCUACGUGGGCAACCAGAACUUGGAUAACCUGCGGGGAUUCGUGCUCGCGCCACUGGUGAUUUAUCUUUUUAUCGGAACGAUAUUUUUAUUCGCGGGCUUGGUGUCUAUGUUUCGGAUACGGAGCGUCAUUAAACAAGGAGGAACGAAAACGGACAAACUCGAGAGAUUGAUGGUCCGAAUCGGGGUGUUUACAGUGCUGUACACGGUCGUUGCCAUGGUGAUUGUGGCGUGUUACGUUUACGAACAGCACAAUCGUGAAGCGUGGGAAAUAGCGCACGCGUGUAACUGCUCGUCGGAGAAAAAAACCCUGAAACCUGAUUACGCCGUGUUUAUGCUCAAAUACUUCAUGUGCCUUGUUGUUGGGAUCACGUCAGGCGCGUGGACGUGGUCCGGUAAAACGCUGGACUCUUGGCGAGCCCUGUGCACGCGCCGCUGCUGCAGUUGGGGAAGUAAAGGCACGAGCGGGUCAGUUUACAGUGAUGGCAGCACGGGACUAACUUGGAGAUCCGGCACAGCGAGUUCGGUUUUGUACCCUCCAAAACAAAUGCCACUGUCGCGAGUCUGAUGACUAGGGCAGGUGAGGCUGAACUUCUCAAAAAAGACUUUGCAAACUGACUGCUGCUUUCCUGACAGAUGAGAGAUGCAUAAUACCAGGGUUAGGUGAGACCGGGGCUAGUUGUCACAAGGGGAAAUUGCUAUAACACUACUGUGAGAAAUAUUCUGAAGUAAAAAGUGUGACGACUAUUCCCGAUCUCUUCAUCUACACUAAAUUGCCUACCAGUUAUUAAACCUGUUUAUCAGGUUAUAUGAAUGUGCCUUUAAAAGUGUUAUACGGGUUUUUAUAUGUAUUUAUAUUAAGAUUUUAUUGUUAAAACAACGACAUAGAAUGUUUAACAUUUAUACAAGAUUGUGUAUUUAUCAUUUACUUUGACAGAAAAUUAUUUUGACAAUAAAACACUGAAAUAUUA